This is a messenger RNA of Archocentrus centrarchus (flier cichlid), 1863 nucleotides long. RefSeq names its product isocitrate dehydrogenase (NAD(+)) 3 catalytic subunit alpha (gene idh3a). Gene Ontology annotation, cellular component: mitochondrion. Lineage: Eukaryota; Metazoa; Chordata; Actinopteri; Cichliformes; Cichlidae. Gene Ontology annotation, biological process: isocitrate metabolic process; tricarboxylic acid cycle. The record is from RefSeq and is a predicted model, not a curated record. Bases 44 to 1228 code for a protein of 394 amino acids. The transcript has 11 exons. Gene Ontology annotation, molecular function: magnesium ion binding; NAD binding; isocitrate dehydrogenase (NAD+) activity.
UGCAUGUUAGCAACAAAUUGUAGUUCCAUUGCUCUAGUUGAACAUGUUUUUUUUAAGGCCGCGUUAUAGCUAUGUCUAUCGUCUACAGAUUCUUAUUCUACUAAGAAAGUUGGGUUUAUCGAUCAGUGGCAAGGAUAAAAUCAAACCACAGGAAGUAGCAGGGGUAGUCGGGGCCUUGAAGAAUGAGACAACACAAUCCAGGACUUUCAUCCGUGGGAUUCAGACUGUCACUUUAAUCCCUGGUGAUGGGAUUGGUCCAGAGAUCUCCACUGCUGUCAUGAAGAUAUUUGAAGCAGCUAAAGCACCUAUUCGGUGGGAAGAGAGAAAUGUUACUGCCAUUCGGGGACCAGGUGGAAAGUGGAUGAUACCUCCAGAUGCCAAAGAAUCAAUGGACAAGAACAAAAUAGGCCUGAAAGGCCCUUUGAAGACACCAAUAGCUGCUGGCCAUCCCUCCAUGAACCUGUUGUUGAGGAAGACCUUUGACCUCUAUGCUAAUGUGCGGCCCUGUGUGUCCAUUGAGGGCUACAAAACCCCCUACACUGAUGUGAACCUGGUUACAAUCAGGGAAAACACCGAGGGAGAAUACAGUGGGAUUGAACAUGUUAUUGUUGAUGGAGUUGUACAGAGUAUUAAGCUCAUCACCGAACAAGCCAGCAAACGCAUUGCAGAAUAUGCUUUUGAAUAUGCAAGAAAUAAUCAGAGGGUCAGUGUUACAGCUGUUCAUAAGGCGAAUAUCAUGCGCAUGUCAGAUGGACUUUUCCUACGAAAAUGUAGAGAGGCCGCUGAAAAGUACAAAGAUGUGAAAUUCACAGAGAUGUACUUGGAUACUGUGUGCCUUAAUAUGGUGCAGGAUCCCACACAGUUUGAUGUAUUAGUGAUGCCAAAUUUGUAUGGCGAUAUUUUGAGCGAUCUUUGUGCCGGAUUAAUUGGAGGUCUUGGAGUAACUCCUAGCGGAAACAUUGGCACAAAUGGUGUGGCCAUAUUUGAGUCGGUUCAUGGAACUGCUCCAGAUAUAGCAGGAAAAGACCUGGCUAACCCCACUGCCCUGCUGCUCAGUUCAGUCAUGAUGCUGCGACACAUGGGCCUGCAUGGGCAUGCCAAAAAGAUUGAAACUGCCUGUUAUGAGACAAUUCGAGAUAGAAAGGUUCUGACAAAAGAUCUGGGAGGGAACUCAAAGUGCUCAGAAUUCACAGAAGCAAUAUGUCAGCGAUGUCGAGAUAUGGACUGAAAGGACGUUGGUGAGACCAGUGAGUUCAUUGUUAGGGUUUGGGUCACUUAAUCAUGUCAUGCUGUAUCCGCACAAUUGAACCAAAAUUUACUUUAAAAAAGAAAAAAAAAACACACAAGUCAGGCAGCUGAGAUCCUGAAUGUUUUAUUUUUCUCUCUGCAUGCUCCAAAAAACAGUGUUAACAACAGUUUUAUGUGUAUGUAAAAUGCAAAUGUGAUGUUCCUGUUUAAUCAAUGGUGAAUAUUAUAUAUUUAUUGGCAAAAUGUAUGUAAUGUAUUUGACAAUGCUAUUUAAAGACAGAGCCACAAAUGCCACUUGAGAAACAAUCCUUUGCUAACAAAUCAAACUCUGCUUGACAUUUAUUUGCUUAGAAAAUAUGUGCAAACACAAAAAGGUUUCCAUAACAUGAAACUUUCAGAGAUUUAUUUAUUCUGUUAACUUACUGUUUCUUUUUAUAAAUAUAAAUUUAUGGAAGAAAAUUGAUAGUACGUUGACAUCAAAAAUGCCAUAAUUUUUAUUCAGUGUUAUUCAAAUGACUCUCACACCUGUUACAACUGAUUUCUUGGGUACCAGUGUCUUUCUCAUAAAUGUUAUAAAGCACUUCCACCAAUUUUCCAAGAUAAUUGGUGUUACGU